GAUGGAGAAACUGAGGCUUGGAGCUUCUGACUAACUUCGCAAGGCCACACGGAGCCAUACAGAUUGUACAAACCCGGACCCUAAUUUCUGAGUGAAGCACUGGAACAACUGAAGCAUAUCCUCAUCCUCCACUUGACAAGGUCAUGGAAGAUCUAGAGGAAACAUUAUUUGAAGAAUUCGAGAACUAUUCCUUUAACCUGGAAUAUUACUCCUCAGAGUCCGAUUUGGAGGAGAAAGCCCACCUGGGAGUUGCUCAUUGGGUCUCGCUGGUAUUAUACUGUUUAGCAUUUAUUCUGGGCAUUCCAGGAAAUGCCAUUGUCAUUUGGUUCACAGGGUUCAAGUGGAAGAAGACAGUCACCACUCUCUGGUUCCUCAACCUGGCUAUCGCAGAUUUCAUUUUUCUUCUCUUCCUACCUCUGUACAUCUCCUAUGUGGUCAUGAAUUUCCACUGGCCCUUCGGCAUCUGGUUGUGCAAGGCCAAUUCCUUCAUUGCCCAGCUGAACAUGUUUGCUAGUGUUUUUUUCCUGACGGUGAUCAGCAUGGACCGCUACAUCCACUUGAUCCAUCCCGUCGUAUCUCAUCGGCACCGAACCCUAAGGAACUCCCUGAUUGUUGUUGUUUCCAUUUGGUUUUUGGCUUCUCUAAUGGGUGGUCCUGCCCUCUACUUCCGGGACACUCUGGAGUUCAAUAACCACACUCUUUGCUAUAACAAUUUCCAUGAGCAUGAUCCUGACCUUACUUUGAUGAGGCACCAUGUUCUGACCUGGGUGAAAUUUAUUGUCGGGUACCUCUUCCCCUUGCUAGCAAUGAGCAUUUGCUACUUGUGUCUCAUCUUCAAGGUGAAGAAGCGAAGCAUCCUGGUCUCCAGUAAGCAUUUCUGGACCAUCCUAGCUGUGGUCCUGGCCUUUUUGAUUUGCUGGACUCCUUAUCACCUGUUUAACAUUUGGGAGCUCACAAUCCACCACAGUAGCUAUUUCCACCAGGUGCUUCAGGCCGGCAUCCCCCUCUCCACUGGCCUAGCAUUCCUCAACAGCUGCUUGAACCCUAUCCUUUACGUCCUCAUUAGUAAGAAGUUCCAAACUCGCUUUCGGGCCUCAGUUGCUGAGAUCCUAAAGCACACGCUGUGGGAGGUCAGCUGUUCCAGCACAGUGAGCGAACAGCUCAGGAACUCUGAGACCAAGAACUUGUGUCUGCUGGAAACAGUUCAGUGAGUUAUCCAUAGAAGGCUUUUGCAGGGGGUAAGGGGCCCGACACACGCUUUCAGAUUAUUUGGUUCCCAGGUAUGGUAAUAACCAUCUUUUUUUGUUAAGCGGUUUGGUGGUUUUACAUUCUUGUGUGGGUCUGAAAUGUAGGAAAGAUCUUCAUUUUUUUCCCCUGCAAAUUAAAUUAUCUGUCAUUCUUGCUAAUUAUACUGCAGUGGAUUAGUCACCACUGUUGAUGCAAUAUCAGCUAUUAUUUUUUUAAUCUUCAUGACUCUGAAGUCCUAGAUCUUAAUGUUAAAUAGAUGAUUAAUUCAUUUCAGAAAUGUUAACAUAUGUGCUUAAGUUCACUUUUAUUUUGCACCAGUAACCUAUUAGACAUAUUUUUGAAGUGCGACAUGUACUUAAUUUCUUUAUUUCAUGAAAUCUAUGUACAUACAUUUAUAAAUUAAAGUAAUAAUUGAUUACAGUAGUUUAAAACAUUGUAAACUCUUCAUGCUUAGUGAAGUGUCCCAAAAUCUAGUCGCUUAAAAUGACAAUUUAUUGUCCCAACAUCUCACAGUUCUGAGUCAGAAACUCAAGGCACAGAAGGGAGGUUCAUCUCUGUCAGCCUCACAGGUAUGCAGCAUGGGCUCGAUUGGGAUGUCCCAAAUGGCCGAGUUUUGGAACAGCUGGUCUCCUUUGCCCUACUGUCCCUUCUUUUCUUUUUCUUCACACAACUCUUCCAGUAUGGUAGCUCAGGGUAGCCAGACUUCUUACAUGGCAAGUUAGGGCUCUAAGAGACCAAAGUGGGCAUUUCUAGCCCUCUUAAAGCCUACGCCCACCCCUGACACGGUAUCACAUCACUGUACUCUUUGGUCAAAGUAGUCCUGGUCCAGCUCAGGGUCAAGGGGAGGCCACAUAAACCCCACCUGCCAAUGGGGAUAUGCUCCUAUCCCUAAUCCCUCAUGAAAUCAUUAUAAAUAUCAAGAUUCUUGGAAAAUUCUGGGUAUGUGCAAGUAUGUAUAAGAUGGCUAUAAACAUAAAACUCUGGCAUCUAGAUGGUGGAUAGGCCAGCCCAAUCUCAGAAUGUUUUCAGAAAAAGAAAGCACAUAUGACAUUGAUAUAUUUCUACCUUCUAUUCCUCUAACUGUGUACAUGUAGACACCAGUACAAGAACAAUAAAGUAUGCCUUUAAGUCAGUAACCUCUUCAAUUUUAAAAAACAUUUAAUUUUCUGUAAUUUCUUAAUCUUAUUUUGAAAGUUGG
Molecule: messenger RNA, 2446 nt
Organism: Enhydra lutris kenyoni (northern sea otter)
Lineage: Eukaryota; Metazoa; Chordata; Mammalia; Carnivora; Mustelidae
Gene: CMKLR2
Product: G protein-coupled receptor 1
Exons: 3
Coding region: 144-1211 (355 amino acids)
Biological process (GO): phospholipase C-activating G protein-coupled receptor signaling pathway; complement receptor mediated signaling pathway; positive regulation of cytosolic calcium ion concentration
Cellular component (GO): plasma membrane
Molecular function (GO): complement receptor activity; G protein-coupled receptor activity
Source: RefSeq, a predicted model, not a curated record